Molecule: messenger RNA, 696 nt
Organism: Coprinopsis cinerea okayama7#130
Lineage: Eukaryota; Fungi; Basidiomycota; Agaricomycetes; Agaricales; Psathyrellaceae
Exons: 8
Coding region: 1-696 (231 amino acids)
Molecular function (GO): beta-phosphoglucomutase activity; sugar-phosphatase activity
Source: RefSeq, a predicted model, not a curated record
AUGACUGGCCAACCCGGAGACAACCAACAGAUAUCCGUUGCUGCUAUCCUGUUUGAUAUGGAUGGCACCUUAAUCGACUCUACACCAGGCGUCCUGAAAGCAUGGGAAAUAUUCGCAAGAGACUAUUCUCUUGGCGAUUCCCUGAAGGUUGCACAUGAAACGCAUGGAAGAAGGCUGUACGAUACCAUUAGGGAGUAUUGCAAAGUAGACGACGAAGCCAAAUUGUUGGAAGAAAUAGACCGCUUUGAGAGUGAAGUCAUUGCUGGCGGUCCUGUUGCUCUACCGGGAGCCCUGGUGCUGUUAAACAAUUUGAAUGCUAUUGACGCGAAGUGGACCAUUGUAACUUCAGCUUCCAACAAAUUCGCUUUCAGGGCAUUGGAACGAGCGGGACUGCCACUCCCCAAAGGUGUCGGCAUCAUCACAUCUAAUGAUGUUUCCAGAGGGAAGCCUCAUCCUGAUCCUUACGAGGCUGGCGCAAGUUUGUGUGGAGUGAAAUCUAAUGAUUGUCUUGUGGUCGAAGAUGCUAUCUCCGGCAUCAAGGCAGGCAAAGCAGCAGGCUCCCGUGUCCUCGCCGUUUGCACGUCUACAACGCAAGAUCGUCUCCUGUCUUCGGACGUUCAACCGGAUGUUAUCAUCCCCAAUCUCGAAGGGGUCAAAGCGACGAAGCAUGGGGAAUCCAUCCUCAUUGAACUCUAG